Molecule: messenger RNA, 3329 nt
Organism: Stylophora pistillata
Lineage: Eukaryota; Metazoa; Cnidaria; Anthozoa; Scleractinia; Pocilloporidae
Cellular component (GO): extracellular matrix
Source: RefSeq, a predicted model, not a curated record
UUUCCCAUUCAUUAGUGUCCCACUCGUGUGUAGGUGUUGGUGGAUGUGUUGUUUAUAGUAUUCCGUAAGGUUUAAGAUUCGGAUCUGUGCACGUGGCUUUAUUAGUUUUGUUAGUGUUUUGGCUCCUGAAACUGUGCGGAUUGCGAUGUCGACAGGUUUUCCGUUAUAUCCAAAGCGAGACUUUGUUCCGUGUUCUGUGGACAGCUGUGAAGUGCGUUUCGAGUCUCCGCGAUCGUCGUAUUCUCAUACAAGUUUACUGACCAAUCCCCAUCGAGACAUCGAUGAAGAAAAAUCUCAUCAUUAUGAAGAUCCUACGGUUCUCAACGAUCAAGUUCGUGUUAUACAAGGAGGAGGAAAUACGGGACAUAGAAAACGUUUCAACGAUAUGUACGAACCGCACAUACCACUGAAAGAUUUACGGGUUGGUAGAUCAAGGGAUGAUUCAAGUUGUUCCGAAUUGUCGGACACACACUCGAGAGAAUCGUGUUUAAAUCGUUGCAUUUUAUUUUUUGUUCUUCUGACUUCGGUUGCGGCGUUAAUAUUGGUGGUACUUUUAAUGUUUGGCAAAGUUGGCCCUAUCGUCGAACGAAAUUGUGCGUGUAAUAACCCGGAAAAAGUUAGCUUGAAAGCAGAAGCGCCAAACGGGCAGAAAGUUGUGGGUGGACAGUCAAACAGAGGUGAAGUGGCCGAGGCAGUUUCACCACCUGAUGUUUCAUCCCUGGAGGACAAGAUCAAUGACCUUAAAGCCAAUAUCUCAAUGAUCAAAGCAAUUAUGACAACUCUUCAGCAUGAGCUACACAGCACCAAAAAGAGUUUGAAUGAAACCAGUAAUAAAGUCAGUGAGACAAAGAAUGAACUUUUGCAGAUAGAAAGUGGAAUGCAAGAAUCUAUAUUCAAGAUUAGUAAUAUCAGUCAGCAGCUUGAUAAAUCUGUAAGUGAUGUCAAUGAAAGUUUCCACAUAGAGUUGGCAUCGCUGGAAACGACUUUUGUCACAAAGUUAAAUAACACGGCUCAAAGCCUGUCUGAUGCUGAUAGCACCUUAAAAAGUUCUCUGGAUGUAAUUAACAGCUCCUUGACUUCACAAAUUCAAAGCAUCAGCAAGUUGCAAGGACCUACAGGAUCUCCAGGUUUUAAUGGCUCCAAAGGUGUUCCAGGUGCACUGGGCAACAAAGGGGCCAAGGGAAAUGCAGGUGUGCAAGGAUCCCCGGGUCAGCAAGGUGUUGUGGGGGACCCGGGAAGGAAUGGUACUGAUGGUGUAAAUGGACAACAGGGAGAUAAAGGACCACAAGGUGAUAAAGGACAACAAGGGGCUGCAGGACCCGGUGGACCCCCCGGACCCCAGGGACCACAAGGGCCUCCUGGAGCUGGGAACUUCAGUCAGUGUGUAUAUGAUCAUAGAGAAGAAACAACUACAUCUGGUCCAUCAGUGACACGUAAAACUAUCUUGGAGGAGCCAGUUGGAAAGAAAAUUCUGGGUGUCGCAUGUUCGACUAAUCAAGCAGCGGAAUACAAUUUAGAGGUAGAGAAAGUAAGUGGGAAGUAUUUUUACCGUUGCAUCUGCAGGGGAGAGUCUUCUUUGGUUACUCCCAAGGAAAAUCAGAUGAAAUGCAUCCUGCACUUCUGGGAGUGCCCAUUGACAACAUAAUUGCCAUCACAUUACAGACUGAAGUUUGUUUACUAUCACUGCUUAGUUGCAUUUUGUUCAGAUAAAAACAAUAAAGAAACUGAUUGAAGCCCAGCGUCUUCAAUAAUAUUACAAUUAAGAGUGACAGCUUUAAGUAUUAGAGAACGUACAUAAGUUUCGCGAAAUCAGUAAGACAGAAAGGCUAGGUUAAGGCUUCAUUUCACCAAAAUACGAGAACAUUAGUUCCGUUUUAUGUACAUGAGAAAUAUACAUGCAUGUUUUAAACGAGGAGUGUUGUUUUCUUAUCAAGUAAAAAAUCAGACUGUUAGGAAAUCGGAAUGAAAUACAAUUUAAAUUGACGCUGUUUCCGUUUUAAUUUUUCUCUUUUAAUACCUUCAGAUUUUGACUUUUGCCUUUUUUGUACUAAAACAAUGAUUGUUUUCCGCUUUUCCUUGUUUAAAAUUUAUUUCGUUGUUGUUGUUCAUUGUAAUGCUGUUAACCAAAUUGAACAGUAUUAUAUGGAGAGUAAACGUUAUGUAUCCUGGUGUACAACAUGGAAAUCUCUCUAAGCAUUGGUGAGUCAUAAACUAAUUUUAAAGCAAUUGUGUUAAAGUAAUUUUUAAUGCAAUUGUGUUAAAGUAAUUUUUAAAGCAAUUGUAGUAUCAUUUGCGUUGUUAUCUAUAUGUUGUAAGUUAUUUUUAAGUUUUGAGUUAGGCUAGUUCUAGAGUAAAUGCCAAUCGAGUUUCAAAAGUAAUUUGCGAUUGUAUCGGUUCUGCUCAACUGCGUCCUAUGAUUGGUUAAAAAGAACUCACACCACUUUUUCAACCAAUCAGAUGCCAAACCAGAAUCAGCUGAACCAAUUGGUUACUCCCGUUUUCUCGCGCUUUGGGUCUCUUAGUUGUGAUUGGUUCCCCUUGGACAUUCACAUCAGUUCUGAUUGGUCACUGUUGUUACUCUAGAUUUGGUGCUUAAAACUCGAUCGCAAAGUGAUCGUUAACACACGGUAAUGAAGUAAUUGUCGUUCUUAUUCUCACUUAUUAUUUUUUCGCUUGUUUUUUGUGUUUUUAUCUGCUACUUGUUGACAAGGUGCUCAGACUGUAUGCAGGCAUACAUGUUGAGGAGCAAUUUUAAUCUGUUAAGUAUAAGAGAAAAUUGCAUUCAACUAUUAGAUGACAUGACACGUCAUGAUUAUCUCUCAAACUGAGAGAUCCAACGUAUGAAAACUCGAUAAUCUACUUCUGAUAGUCUUUCCAAAUUUUAUUUUUUAUCGGCCUUAAUUUCAAGAAAAAAUAAGUUGAAUUAUAAUUUUAUUAGAGUAUAUAUUUUUGAACACGAAAGGGUCCAAAGCAUUCUGCAGUUAGUGACUCAGUAGCAUUUCUUGUGGAUAUGAUUCUUUCAACCAAGUUGUUUGUCCGUGGUACGCAAGCUCCUUAUUACUAUUCUGUGUAGGAAACGAUGUAGACGCACACCAGAAUAAACAUGAUAAAACUGACAAACAAUCAAACAACGAAAAACUAAACAUGUUUUUUUUACAUUUGAAACGAUUAUUCACAGGUUUCUGAAAAGCAAGGGGUGCCUCAAAGGUACCUAAGAGGUGUUUGUCCAUAGAGAAUAUAUUAUGUUAUUUAGGUCGUUUGAUUAGUAACAUAGUUUAACAUUUGUAAAAACAGUUUACAAGGGCUAUUAGGAUAUAAUUCAUGUUCCC